Haemonchus placei is the source of this 723-nucleotide messenger RNA. The record is from the annotation of a GenBank genome assembly. NCBI's taxonomy places the organism in Eukaryota, Metazoa, Nematoda, Chromadorea, Rhabditida, Trichostrongylidae.
AUGAUUCAGGAGAAACUUGGCUAUGGCGUGUGUCGAUCAGUGAACGAGUUCGUGAAGCUAAAUCGCAUCGGUGAAGGUACUUAUGGGAUCGUCUAUCGGGCCAGAGACUCCAAAAGCGAGCUAGUUGUAGCUCUAAAGAAGGUACGGGUUGAUAGCAAGGUGAGCGCUCAAAUGGGCAUUUCGGACUCGGCUCUUCGCGAAAUCGUUCUUUUAAAAAAGCUUAGACACGAAAAUAUCGUUGAGCUCAAGGAAGUAGCAGUGUCACGAGAUCCACAAGGAAUGUUCCUUGUCAUGGAGUAUUGUGAACAGGACCUGGCAAGGCUCCUCGAUGAAAUGGUUCAUCCCUUCACGGAAUCUCAAGUGAAGUGCCUUAUGCAGCAGCUGUUCAGAGCACUUGAUUACAUGCACAGUCAUUACGUGCUCCACCGCGAUCUAAAGGUCUCCAAUCUUCUUCUAACCAGUCACGGUAUACUUAAGGUAGCCGAUUUCGGUCUUGCGCGAGUUUUUGGCGAUCCUGAUAUGAGUAUGACUCCUCGAGUGAUAACGCUGUGGUUGGUUCACUCUUACCGCCGCUUAAAGGCACAGUAUAGUUUAAAGGCGGUAUGUACCCCUUUCAGACGAGCAUUCCCAAAAACGGACGGGGUAAACGGCAAAGGAGAGGCUGCGGACGAGUGCUACAGAGCGGAAGGCAACAAAGAGCCCCUUCCGCUGCUGCGGUAUUAG